Molecule: messenger RNA, 687 nt
Organism: Cooperia oncophora
Lineage: Eukaryota; Metazoa; Nematoda; Chromadorea; Rhabditida; Trichostrongylidae
Source: the annotation of a GenBank genome assembly
AUGUGCCCUUUCAUGGAAUUCCAAGAUGGUGGUCGUCGUUUCCGCUGUCCAUUUUGUCAUGCCUCUACUCCAGUGGAGGACGUCUAUUUCGCUCACCUUGACCACACUGGUCGUCGAACCGACAUCGAUCAUCGCCCAGAGUUGUUCUUAGGAGCUUACGAAUUCAUUGCUACCAAACAAGAACUAGGUGCUUCUGAAUCAGUUAUACAUGUGGGACUCGCUACCUUCGAUCAAGUGGUGCAUUUCUUUGAUUUAUCAGCUGCACAGCCUUCGAUGAUGGUUGUAGGAGAUGUUGACGACAUGUUCGUUCCAAUUGUCGAUGGCCUUCUUAUGCCAUAUACACAAGCAGCGCCUUCGAUUCGAGCAGUUCUUGCUGAAAUUCCUCGUUUGUUUGCGCCAUCUAGAAUAACGGAGACAAUAUUAGGGCCUGUCGUGCAGGCUGGAUUGGAUGCACUUAGCUGUGCCGAUCGUGCUGGUAAAUUGAUGAUCUUCUCUACUUCAUUGCCUACUGUGGAAGCUCCAGGGAAGUUGAAGGCAAGAAAUGAAAGGAAUUUGCUGGGCACUGAUAAAGAAAAGGUAUUUGGUCUUGCUAUAUGUCAUUCGCUGUGUCUGUUCUUCCCAAGUAAAAUAAGUGGUUCUGCAGUAGCUGUAGGUCGAUUUUAUGUCAUUCCUAUGUUUCGACGUUGA